AGGGAGGAGGCGGCGGCGGCGGUGGUGGCGACGGCGGCGAAGAGUUGCCCCGUUACCCAUUUUCUGUUACCUCCCGCCUCUUUCCUUUUUUCGUCCCUCCUCCUUUCCCCGACCGCGAAGCACCUUUUAGAAAUUUUCCCACCGUUACGAGCUUCCCUUCCGUGGGGUCUGCUCUUCGACGCCACAGUUUUUUUCAAAAAAAAGACGUCCUAUGACUCGCACACUGAGGUGGUGGACCAAUGGUGGGGAGGAUUUGAAGUCACGUGGCAGGCACAGUCCAAUGGAAUGGUGCGGCGGGACGUCACGUGCCCCUCUCGGCGAAUGGGACCGGUCAAGAUGGCGGGCGCUAUAUAAGGUGUUGUCGAGGGGGUGGGGGUUCUGCCAUCUGGGAAACGGAGACUUUGGUUCAAGGGGAGUCGCUUCGUUGUGGAUUUAAAGCGCCGGCUGUGUGUGGGUGGGUUGGGGGUGGAUUCAAGGGGUCGUUAAGGGCCCAGCAGCGUUGGAGAGAGAAAAACCGGCCCGGAGGGAAAGGCAAAGUUUCGACGGGGAGGGGGUGCUGUGUGUGAGAAGGUAGAAGUGGAAAGUCGCUCAUACACUCACCCUCCCUCCUCCCCUCGCAUCUUCAAAAGGGCGCCGGUUGCUUCUUCCAGGAGCUAAGGGUGGAUUUUUAAACGGCAAGAUGGAGCGCGAGAGCGGUGCCUCGGCAGGCCCGACCACACGGUUACCAGGCGAGGUCUACAAUGGGAUCAAUGGUAUGUCAAGUGAAAGUGGUCCAGGGAAGAGAUUAAGAAAAUUGUCAGCGAUGGGGGAUGGCCUAGAAAGUACACAAAUGUCUUCAACACAGUCACAAUCUCAACCCCAACAACCAAGUAAUGUUAUCGGCAAUCCACCCCCUCCUGAAACUUCCAACCCUAACCGAUCCAAACGGUUGACGAACCAACUGCAGUUUCUCUCAAAAGUGCUCUUGAAGACAAUAUGGAAACAUCAGUUUGCAUGGCCUUUCCAACAGCCUGUGGAUGCUGUGAAACUAAAUCUGCCUGAUUAUUAUAAAAUCAUUAGGAAUCCUAUGGAUAUGGGAACAAUUAAAAAGCGCUUAGAAAACAAUUACUACUUGAAUGCCCAAGAAUGUAUUCAGGACUUCAAUACCAUGUUUACCAACUGUUACAUUUAUAAUAAGCAAGGAGAUGACAUAGUCUUAAUGGCAGAAGCUUUGGAAAAGAUCUUCCUUCAGAAAAUUUCAGAAAUGCCACAAGAAGAGAUUGAAAUACCCAUACAGCCUACCAAAGGAUCACGGGGUAGGGGCAGAAAGGAAACAGUUCAGUCUAAACCCAACAUGUCAACUGUACAGACUGUCACACAGACGACAAUGCCAGCAUUGGCACCAACACAGCCACAGCCGCAACCACCCCAGCGGGCACCUCAGGCAUCUCAACCACCACCACCACAGCCGCAACUUCCGUCUGUAUCAGUGCCAGCACCCACACCCCAGUCAUUUCCUCCAGCGACUCCUGAUUUGAUAGUACAGCCACCAACGACGACUGUGUCGCCACAUACGUCAGCUCCUCCGAUGCCAACCCUCACGCCAACAACAGUAAUGACAACCGCUUCGCAGCCUUCAAAGCAUAAAAAGGGAGUGAAAAGGAAAGCUGAUACAACAACUCCAACAACCAAUGUUGCAGUGAAGAGUAGAGAGUCUUCUCCUUUAGUGACUGAACCCAAACCUGCAAAGAUUCCAUCUAGAAGCGGCAGACCUCCAAAACCUGUCAAAAAAGAAAUGCCAGACUCUCAGCAACAACACCUAGAAAAAGCUGGUGGUGGUGGUGGGGUUGGUGGGGUGGUUGUUGGCAGUGGAAAGGUUUCGGAACAGUUGAAGUACUGCACUGGCAUUCUAAAAGAAAUGUUCGCCAAGAAGCAUGCAGCCUAUGCCUGGCCCUUCUACAAACCUGUGGACGUGGAAGCCCUGGGACUGCAUGAUUAUCAUGACAUUAUUAAGCACCCCAUGGAUCUCAGUACUAUUAAAUCAAAAAUGGACAACAGACAGUAUGGUGAUGCUCAAGAAUUCGCUGCAGAUGUUCGGUUGAUGUUCUCUAAUUGUUACAAGUAUAAUCCUCCUGACCAUGAGGUGGUGGCCAUGGCAAGAAAACUGCAGGAUGUGUUUGAGAUGCGUUUUGCAAAAAUACCGGAUGAACCUGUUGAGCCAGUUGUUCCAUCUCCUCCUCCUUUGCCACCUCCGACAAAUCAAGUGUCAUCCUCUUCCUCGAGUGACAGUAGCAGUGACAGUUCUUCUGACAGUGACAGUAGCACGGAUGAUUCAGAGGAGGAGCGGGCGCAGAGGCUGGCUGAGCUUCAAGAACAGUUGAAAGCGGUGCAUGAGCAGCUGGCUGCCCUUUCCCAACCACAACUGUCAAAACCAAAGAAAAAGGAAAAAGACAAGAAAGAGGAGAAAAAGAAAGAAAAGGAAAAAGACAAGAAAGAAGAAAAGAAAAAGAAGGAGGAUGUGGAGGAAAAGAAGAGGAGCAAAGCUAAGGAGCAACAGCCAAAAAAAUCAAAGAAGAACAAUGCAAAUACCAGAGAGUCUGGGGAAAUUGAUGGAAAACAAGGAAAUGGCAGAAGCGUUAACAGAAAUCUGAAGAGCAUCAAACCUGGUCCUGCUUAUGACUCUGAGGAGGAGGAUAAGUGCAAACCGAUGACAUAUGAGGAAAAGAGACAACUGAGCCUGGACAUAAACAAACUUCCUGGUGAUAAAUUGGGGCGAGUAGUUCACAUCAUUCAGUCCCGUGAGCCCUCACUGAGAAACUCAAACCCUGAUGAGAUUGAAAUAGACUUUGAAACGUUAAAACCCUCUACGUUGCGAGAGCUAGAACGAUACGUUACAUCAUGUUUACGGAAAAAAGCGAGGAAACCUCAAGUGAAAAAAGUCCCAGGGAAAUCGAACGAUGACCUCCAGCUAGACUCGAAGAGUGAGCUGGAUACCAGGUUACAUGACGUUAGCGGCCAGCUGAGCUCUGGGAAGAAACCAGGCAGAAAAGCGGAGAAGCAUGACGUAAGCAUGGAUGUGGGAGGUCCUUCAAGAAUGAGAAGCAGCAGCAGCUCUUCUGAGUCAGACAGUAGCAGUGACUCCAGCUCCUCUGAGAGCAACGACUCUGAAACAGAGAUGCCACCUAAAGCCAAACAUGGCAGCCACAAGAAUCGCUCUGGACGGGAGCAGAAGAAGCAGCACCACCACCACCACCACCAGCCACAGUCGAUGAAGCAGUCACCUCAGUUUAUACCUACUUCUCUUCCAAUCAUGGAGCCACAGAUAUUGACCAAUGCCUAUGAUGCCAUGCCACACUUUGGGCCACCCAUGAUGCACCUUCCACACCAGAGUGAGCUGCAAACGCAUUUGCCACCCGCUGCUGAGCAGCACUCUCCCCCUCAUCUCUCUCAACAUUCGGUGGUGUCUCCUCCAGCUUUGCACAGUAGUCUGCCUCAACAGCCAUCCAGACCCAGCGGGAAAGCCGCACCACUACCUCCAAAACAGCCACGGCCCCUUGCACAGUCUCCACCCAUGGUUCCACAGCCUAUAUUACAGCCACCGCAGAUGACGCAACCGCCAGCAUUGCUGGAAGAAGAGGAACCACCACCUCGUCUUUCAAUUCCCCUUCAACCUAGUCAGAUGCAUCUGUAUUUGCAACAGCUGCAAAAGGCACAGAAUCAAACCCCACUCCUCUCAACAGUCCAGACCUCAUCCCAAUCCCAACCUCAACCCCAGCCAGUCCACAGUCAGCCCCAGCCCCCUCAUACUCAGCCCCAGCCGCUGCCUCACACUCAGCCUCCGGCACAUCCCCAGCCCCAGCCUCUACCCCAGCAGCAGGUGCCGCAGCAGCAUCAACCGAGGCCACUUCACAUGCAGUCUAUGCAGUUUCCAUCCCACAUUCAGCAACCACAGCACCAACCUCCCCAGCAGGCGAAACCCCAGCAAGUCAUCCAGCACCACCACUCACCGCGACAGCCGAAGCCUGACCCUUACUCUACAGCUCAUUUGGCAGACGUGUCCUCACCGCUAUUGAUGCAUUCCCCACCGCUGCCACAGUUUCCAUCCCUUGUCCAGUCACCACCGAGAACUACCCAGAAUAAAAAGCAGGAGCCAAGAACUCCCUCAAUAGUGCAAUCUCAGCCGAUGGUGAGUGUGAAAGAAGAGAAGAGUCACUCUUCACCGGCAAUCCGAAAUGAGGCAUUCAGCCCUUCGGUACGCCAAGAAUCAUCAAAGCAGAGGGAGGGAGGGAAACCACCUCCACACCUUGGGCACAGACCAGAGAUGAAACAAAUGGAAGUUGCUGGGCCAGUGAUUCGACCUCCAGAACAUGGCACACAGCCUUCUCCUCAGGACAAAGACAAACAGAAACAACAAAAACCCAAAACUCCUGUUGCUCCCAAAAAAGAUCUUAAGAUCAAGAACAUGGGCUCUUGGGCAAGUCUGGUAACAAAGGCUCCUUCUAAUCCUUCAUCCACGGCAAAAUCUUCGAGCGACAGCUUUGAGCAAUUUCGCCGAGCAGCACGGGAGAAGGAGGAGAGAGAAAAGGCACUGAAAGCACAAGAGGAAUUCCGUAAAAUGCAGCAGGAGGCAGCGGAGAAAGAGCGACUCCGAAUGGAACAGGAGAGACAAAGAGGCCGAGAUGAAGAGGAUGCUUUAGAGUGUGCUCGGAGAGCUCACGAGGAGGCAAGAAGACAGCAGCAGCAUCAGCAACAACAGCAGCAACAACAACAACAGCAGCAGCAGCAGCAACAACAACAGAGCUCUCAGCCAACUUCACAAUCUAUGCUGGAUCAGCAGCGAGAGCUCGCAAGGAAGCGAGAGCAGGAAAGAAGGCGGAAGGAAGCGAUGGCAGCUACAAUUGACAUGAAUUUUCAGAGCGACUUAAUGGCAAUAUUUGAAGAGAAUCUCUUCUAAGGGCCUCCUGAUGCUGGAUAUCCUGACUCUUGAAAGUACUACGAAACUGUUUUCCAUGAGUUACGUGGCACCGUAGUGUUUCAGCCAGGUUCUUGGUGCACGGUCUUUCUGCAUGUGUGACCCAGUGAGUGAGCGAAUCAUUCAGUCAAUGCCUUGAAUGGAUGGACGGACAUGGAUGGACAGAAGUCUGCCUUACAUUUAACCCACAAUAUAGGAAUGAACAAAUAGACAAAACAAAACUUAUCGAUGUUGUGUAGAAAACACGUGCACAACUGUGCAUCCAGCUUUCCGAAUGAUACUACUGUAAAGGGGGGGAGGGGGGGUUGUACCCGUUAGCUGCAAGGCUGUCCUCGCCAAGCUCCUUCACUAUGUAAGAAAAGACACAGUAACAUUCUGAUGUAUCCAAUCAAACAGGGUUUCACUGUUGCCGUGUGAGGGCCCUGUUUGCGAAACGGUUUCUCUGCGUUGGUUCUGUAAAUCUAGUGAGUCUCCUUCACUGCUAAUAAGAGGAGAAGAGGGUGAAGACAUGAUAUAUUUAAAAAACACAGAUUGGGUGAAUACCUUUGUAAUUGGGAAAACCGGGCCCUUCACUAAGUCACAACAGUAUAAUCUGGAUAGACUAUUUAAGCAGUGCGACUUUGUGUUCAUUACUUUUUUUUUACAGUGCAUAGUGCUGUCUGCGGAUUUUGUUUAUCUACAGAGUUUCCAGUUACUAGGCUCAGUGUGUUCUGACAAGCCAUGUGAUGGUUAUGACAAUACAAAAAAGGGAAAAAAAAUAAUCGUAUGUCAGAGGUUAUGAGUUAAAACAGCAGUCCCAUCAAAAACUUUGUUGUUUUUCUUGUUUUAAAUUUCUUUUCUGCAGUGUUUGGGAUCAAAGCUGGACUACCAACCAAAGUAGGUGAAAUUGUUUGUCUCGUUACCUCAGGAGAUACGAAUGUUGAAUGGCACUGCUGAAACUGUUUUGUACUGUUGUCCCUCUGAAUAGUAGAGAUACAAGAGCUGACUUUCUUUUCUGCAAAUAACCAGAGGUUUAAGCCGCCCUCGAAUAGUGUUCGAUCGAUGCUGUAUAGUGGGUAUAGUUGGUGUGACGCUUAAAACUUGUUAAAUGUUUUCUGUAAUUAAACACUUACUUUAUUCAUGUAGCAGACUUUCAAUACUCUUUGGAGGCCCAGGUGCGUGAGUUUUAUCUUUUAACUAACUGGUCGAUUCUGGGCUUUCUUUCCUUCUCCUUCAGAGGGGUGUACAAAAUAUACAAGCUGUUUCUGUGCAAGUGUCUCAUUCGUAUUUGCUAAAAGCAUCAAGUGAAGUGCUGGCUCUCCUAGUUAAACUCCGCAGCAAGAAUUAGACGAGUGAUUGUUUUAUUAUUAUAUGGCAAGAUUUAAAUUAAUGUACCAUUCCUCGUCUUUGCCUUUAAAUAUAAUUUUAUUUUUUCAGCUGUUUUUAACCUUUUUUCCUUUUUUUAAAAUGAACAUUUUAAUGUGCCAAAAUACCCACUAUACAGUACCAGCAGAUCCAGUGUUGGCAAGUACCUCGGUUUAGAAUCAGUUUCACUGAAAGGCAGAAAAAUUGCAUUUGGUCUGUAUCGAUUAUUGAAUAAACACACCUUUUAUACAA
Messenger RNA from Hemiscyllium ocellatum (epaulette shark), 6547 nucleotides. RefSeq names its product bromodomain containing 4 (gene brd4). The coding region runs from base 680 to 4933 and encodes 1417 amino acids. Gene Ontology annotation, biological process: chromatin remodeling; positive regulation of transcription elongation by RNA polymerase II. NCBI's taxonomy places the organism in Eukaryota, Metazoa, Chordata, Chondrichthyes, Orectolobiformes, Hemiscylliidae. The record is from RefSeq and is a predicted model, not a curated record. The transcript is spliced from 22 exons. Gene Ontology annotation, cellular component: chromatin; nucleus.